Molecule: messenger RNA, 501 nt
Organism: Debaryomyces hansenii CBS767
Lineage: Eukaryota; Fungi; Ascomycota; Pichiomycetes; Serinales; Debaryomycetaceae
Exons: 1
Coding region: 1-501 (166 amino acids)
Cellular component (GO): mitochondrion
Source: RefSeq, a predicted model, not a curated record
AUGUCUGCAGAACCAUCACAAUUUAAUAAGCUAUUAACCAAGUAUGACUUCAAAUUGGCUUCGGCCAGUGAAGAGUACAGAAAUCGUCGUAAAAGACAAAUGAUGCUCUUUAUGGGAUCAGCAGCUAUAACCAUUUUUACAUCCAGAUUAGCAUAUAAAUCUACUAUUACAAGACAAUAUGUCCCAAGCUUGUUUCAGGGGAAUCAUGCACCACCAUUAAGUUAUAAUUUUACAUCAGAUGCUGCCGUAGCAGUUGGAACUGGUACCUUACUAUGCGGCAGUGUUUCAUCCAUGGUUAUAUUUGGAACUUGUUGGAUCAUAGAUGUGUCGAACUUUCAAGAGUUCGGUUGGAAAAUGAAGUCUUUGAUGGGUGGAUACGAGAAACAGAAAGAAUUGGCAAAAUUACCAAUGGACGAGGAAAGUGCUUUUCUCCAAGAUAGUUUGAAUGACAUCCUAGAUGGUAAAUACGAUUUUGAUGAAACUACACCAGCAGAGAAAUAG